GACAGAUUUUUUUCUGUUUAUUUUGUGUAGUUCCAUUUAAGCUCUAUGUGAAAGAAUAAACAAAAAGAAACUGAAAAUAAAGUAUUUUAUAAAUUAUGGCGUUUAAAUUGUUGAUUUAUUGUUAGUAACUAAAUUCCUUAAGCUAGAACACAAAUUAAAUGUGGUAUUAGACACAAUAUUAAUACAAUUUUGACUGCAAAAUGGAUAUCUCAAAGUCCAUUGAGCAAACGUGUGAAGAGGAUUUUGGAAUGACAAAGAUUGAUGAUGAACCCUUGGUAGGCACUUGCUUGGACGAUAAUAAUGAAGCCAAUCAAAUAAAUAAGGACACAACUAAUGACCUAAACCCAACAACUGAACCAGAAAAACAACAAGAACAACACAUCGAUGCUUCAGAAAAAGUUGAAGGUGAAAACAUUAUUUCGAAGAAUUUGGAAGAUGGACAUCAUGAAAAUGUUGAAGAAAGAAUUAAGAUCGAUCCACCGGCAAAAACUGAUAAGGAUUCUACUCCUCCUAUUGAUGAUUCUAGCCAAGUAACGUCGGCCAAGCAAAGCAACGGGGCUCCUCCAACCAAUAACAAGCGCAAGUCAGACUAUCAAAUCGAAAGUAAUAUUGACGAAAAAAAGGUUCAUAACAUGCGUAAAAACAUCCGGGGUGUUAUUAAUGAAAAUAAUUUUGACACCAUUACAAUAAAUGCCCAGCGAGAGGAAUCUGAACGUUUAGCUAGAGUCCAGGGGCUUAAGAAACUUGUUAAACAAAAAUACCUUCAUUCUGCUCUCGAAUCUAUGGUCGAAGGAGUACAUGAAGUUAAAGAUGACGAUUUCUUGGCUUCAUGCGAACCCAUUGAACCGCAACCGCAACAAAUCAAAAGAACAAGUAUUGAGAUGAAGGAUAAAUUCCAAAGACUGGAAGAGAAAAAGUCUGAUAAAUUAUUGUGGAACCAAUGGUUAUCCGCAGAGUCCAAAGAUCCGCCAUCGGAUAAAAAGGAGGAAGUUGUUACAAUCGAUAGUUCUUCGGAUGAUGACGAUUGUAUCAUUCUCUCUGAUAGCGAUGACUGCUUGGAUGACGAGGCAGAAGAUCAUCAUAAUAGUGGGCUUCAUGUAAGGGAUGUCUUGAACAUACCAAACGAACAUGGAAAAGUUAUGGUCAAUGUUGGACAUGUCGAAAGUGAACCGGACAUAUUUUUAGCUCCUCAGAUAGCAAAAAUAAUUAAGCCCCAUCAAAUCGGUGGGGUUAGGUUUUUGUUCGACAACAUAAUCGAAUCGACUAAGAGGUUUAACAACUCCUCUGGAUUCGGGUGCAUUCUCGCUCAUUCUAUGGGACUAGGGAAGACACUGCAAGUUGUAAGCUUUUCUGACAUCUUUCUAAGACACACCGAUUCGAAGACUAUUCUUUGCGUUAUGCCCAUCAAUACGAUUCAAAAUUGGGUAAAGGAAUAUAAUUUAUGGAUUCCUGAGGAAUCAUCAUGUCACGAAACAGUUAGACCGCGGAACUUUAAAGUUUUUGCUCUGAAUGACCAACACAAAACCAUGAGUUCAAGAUCUAAGGUCAUUGCCCGCUGGAAUUCCGAAGGUGGGGUUCUUCUCAUAGGCUAUGAACUCUUUCGUGUCUUGGGGCUUAAAAUAAUCAAAAGGAAAGAUGGAAAAAAGUCUCUGGAGAAUUCGGAGCACAAGAGGCUUUUGGACAACAUGCACUCGGCUCUGGUAAAGCCUGGUCCAGAUCUGGUUAUUUGUGACGAAGGUCAUAGGAUUAAGAACGCACAUGCUGGAAUAUCAAUCGCCUUGAAACAAAUUCGUACUCGAAGGCGAAUUGUUUUGACAGGAUAUCCACUUCAAAACAAUCUUUUGGAGUAUUGGUGUAUGGUGGAUUUUGUGAGGCCCAAUUAUCUGGGUUCCAAAACAGAAUUUUGCAACAUGUUCGAACGUCCGAUACAAAAUGGCCAAUGCAUUGAUUCCACUCCAGAAGAUAUAAAGCUUAUGAGAUACAGGGCUCACGUCUUACACUCUUUGUUGGUUGGAUUUGUUCAAAGAAGAUCCGAUUCUGUGCUACAGAGCUCACUCCCUCAGAAAUUAGAAUAUGUCAUUUUAACGAAGAUGACCAAGUUUCAGAGGCAGCUGUAUGAUGCCUUUAUGAAUGAAGUCGUUCGCAAGAAAAAAGUCCCAAAUCCACUUAAAGCGUUUGCAGUAUGUUGCAAAAUAUGGAAUCAUCCGGAUGUACUUUAUAAUUUCUUGAAAAAGAGGGAGUCCGAUUUAGAUUUGGACAUUGAAGAACAAGAAACGGCUGUAAAGUCUACAACAGCUGGAAAGCCUAAGGUUGUUACUGCAAUCAAUGCAAAUGAAUUUGGCCCAUCCAAUGUAUUUGGAAACGAAGCAUUCACUCCGACAACAAUGGGUUUCCCAGAAAAUUCGGACAAUACGCAUAAUAAUACGAGUAAUCUUUGGCCAGAGAGUGAUACGAGUCAUGUUAAUGCUCAACAACAACCUAAGCUGAUUGGUAUGCUUAAAAAACCUCAGCUUUUGGCUGAUAGUUUGAAGUGUUCAUCGGAAAUCGUUGAUUUGGAUACCAAAGAAGUUCAGUUUGUGAAAUCCGAUUUAAAUGCGGAUUUGGAAGUUGGACAAAGUUCGAGUUUUGAGCAAAACAAAACAAACGUUAAUAACCAACCAAGAAAUAACAUAACCAAUCCAAGUAUUAUCAAACCUGUUAAAAUUGAAACGAAAUCUAACAACGAUACCAUAUCCUAUGAUUGGGCGAUUUCUCUUAUAAAAGACUAUGAACCAGGAAUUGUUAGCACGUCUCCAAAAAUGCAGAUAUUUUUGUAUAUUUUGGAAGAAAGUAUCAAACUCGGUGAUAGGGUUUUGGUGUUCAGUCAGAGUUUAUUGACUUUGAACCUAAUGGAGUUUUUCCUGCAAGCCCUUACUAUUCCAGAAACAGAUAAACAUUGGAAGAAGAAUGUCUCAUAUUUCCGUCUUGAUGGUUCUACGAGUUCUUUAGAAAGGGAGAAACUUGUAAAUGAAUUCAACAGCAAUACAGAUGUUAAACUAUUUUUGAUUUCAACAAGAGCUGGUUCUUUGGGAAUAAAUUUGACUGGGGCUAAUCGCGUUGUUGUAUUUGAUGCGAGUUGGAAUCCAUGCCAUGAUACUCAAGCUGUUCAUAGAAUUUACAGGUACGGCCAGGGAAAAUCAUGUUUUGUCUACCGUAUCGUAAUGGACAAUUGCCUGGAAAAGAAUAUUUACGACAGGCAAGUUAAAAAACAAGGAAUGUCAGACAGAGUUGUCGAUGAAUGUAAUCCCGAUGCUCAUUUAUCAAUAAGAGAAUUAACAAAUUUGUGCUAUGAUAAAGAAGAAGAAAACGAAAGCACUGAAUUUAAACAACCUAUUGAAAACUAUUCCGAUGAGGUUAUGCGUAGUAUGUUAACCAAGUAUAAAUCCAUUCUUUCUAAAGAACCAUUUUACCAUGAAAGUUUGUUGAUUGAUCGCAAAGAAAAAAAACUUUCUCAGACUGAAAAGAAAUUGGCCAAACGUGGCUAUGAAAUAGAGAAAAAAGCUUCAUCGAAAUCGCAUCACUUUAUACAAAAUAUUCAUAAUGUUCACAAUGUUGUUCAAAACAGGGACUGUAUGAUAAAUAAAGUCAAUUCGCAGAUUUUCAAAAAUAAAAUAAAUCAACCAUUUAAGAACUCAAACAUGAAGUUAACCCGAUGGAUUCCAGCAGAAGUUUGGCAACGGCAAGGAAUGUCCUCACAGGAAAUGAAGCUCCCAAUAGAUGUUGCAAUACCAACUAAUUCGAAUGACUCGUCAAACAUUGUGGUUAAGGCGGGAGAAAAGGUGAUGGUUCUGAAUUCUCCCAAGGGUGUUUACAUGCAAUUGGAAAGUGGUAAAAUUAUUGCUAUUAAAACUUCAGCUGAAGCAGCUAAAGAUAAAAUGCAACAAGCGAAAAAAUUUACUAGUACGCAAUUAAUUGAGAAAAAAUGUUUACCAACAUUGGAUGCGUUGUCUUUUAAGGAAGAUAAUAGCCGGGCUGCAACCGAUCAGGCGAGUGAGGAUUCGGAGAAUGAUGAUUGUAUUGUGAUAAAUGAUAACAUAAAUGAUAGUUCUGAAAAUUCAUUUGAUUUGUCUUAUACCAGUCCGAAAAAUCGAGUCAAAACAGCGCCAGUUAAACAACAUGUAGUACCACACACUUUUCCGAACAAUAACCCUCUAGUUCUUAAGGAUACUCGUAAAAUUAAACCAACCCCAAUUAUACCAAAUCAUGGAUUUCGAAAGGAUAAAACAGACACAAUAACACAAAAGCAUUCAUUCCUUCAAAAUGAAUCUGAACCAAUAACACAAGGUUCUCAACACGGUCCUCAACAAGGUCCUCAACACGGUCCUCAACAAGGUCCUCAACAAGGGCCUCAACAAGGGUCUCAACAAGGUCCUCAACAAGGUCCCCAACAAGGUCAUCAAAAAAGUCCUCAACAAGGUUCUCACCAAGGUUCUCAACAUUGUCACGAAAAGCUAAACUCGGAAAUAACAAAACAUCAGUUUCAUCAAAAUAAACCUGACAUGACACCACAAAAUCAUCAGUAUCGACAAGAAAACACGGAACAUUUAAUACAAAACCAUGCAAUGUGUCAAGAUAAACCUGCAGAUCCAUCAAUACAAAACCAACAUCAAAGCCACCAACAAAACCAACAUGAUUUUGAACCAAAGUCUAAGUUAGAACAGCCAACUCCAUCCAACUAUGUUCAUAAACAACGUAAUUAUCUAUAUGGAAAUGCAUCAAACAACUCAAAUUAUGACAUGCUACCCGCACAUAACCUAGAAAACCAACAUUACCCACCGCUCACCACUCCUCAACGAUGGGAAAACAAGUCUCCAGAUUUAUACAAGCAAGCAUUUAAAAUAAGCAAUAUUCCUGCUCCAUAUCCAUCAACUGCAGUUUGUGAUUUAAGUGGUUUCGAAAAAAACGAUAAGCCUCAACAAUCUAUAAACGAAAGCGUUAACGUUGAACAAUACAAUCAACCUCCACCGUAUGUCCCAACCUGCAAAGAUGCUGAAGAUUCCUCUUAUCAUCACCAUUUAAACUAUAACUUAAAUUACCAACAUAACAAUCCACAUCCAGCAGUAGCGCCCCCGCCACCUGAAGACAAUGGAUCUCUUACUACGCUGUAUAACUUUAAUAAUAAAAACGAAAAUACUUACAGUGAAAAUUUGUAUGACAAUUCCGAUUCGUCCCAUUCGAAUUAUCAUCAGCAAAUUUCGAAAUAUUCGUAUGGUUAUUACCAGCCCCCAUAUCUUCCAAACUAUGCUAGUAGCAGUAGUGGUAAUAAGGCUUAUGCUAAUAAUACAUUUCAAUCUGUUUCAAGUCAGUACUACAUGCGUAGGCCGUCUACAUUUUCCACAAGUUCCACAAAUGGAGUUGAUGUCGGAUUCAACUACGCCGAACCUCAAGGCUGGAUGAAGAAGCAUCUUCCCGAAUAGUUUAAUAUCUUCUAAUUAAGUUAAAUAAAAAUACAAUAGCAAUGUAUAGUUAAUAUUAUUAUAUAAAUUAUUAUAGUUUUUUUUUAAUUUGAUAAAAUAAUUGUAGAAUUCAAUUAUUAAUUAAAUCGAUUUCCUUUUAUUGAUUCGCAUACAUAAGUAUAUGUAUAUUAGAGUGGCUUUUAUAUUGAAAACGUUUGAAUUUCUUUUGUGACUCCUACACACUUGAAGUGAUCAAGAUAAUUAAAAAAAUCAAUGCUAAAUUUUUUUAAAUCGGUUAAAGUUAACACAUACUUUAAUGCAAUUUUCAGUACUUAUAACUAAAAACCUAAGUAAAAUGUGAAGUUUUAUAUAAUAUCUUAGAACUUGGCAUAUAUAUGUUUUGUAAACAAUACAUACAUGCAUAUGUAUGUGAUAUUGUAACCUUUGAUUUGCUUACAAUAACUUUUAUGGAGUAUUAAAGUUUUAUUUAAUUUAACAAAACAAAUAAAGUGUUUGGUUCGUUUUAAAAUUAAUGUUUUGGAAUUAAAUUUUGUAAAUACUUUCUCUAUAGUGCCUUGAUGGCUUUAGAGGUGGGAGCAAAAUUAAUUCAAACAUUUCAAACAUAAAAAUGUAUAUUAUACAAAAUAUACAACUUCCAUAUGCUGAAGUGACUUCUUAGGAAUAAAUUUAUUAAGUAUAUGGAACAGACCAGGCGCAAAAACCGACUUUUUAUAAAGAACACAAAUUUUAAACGAAUGCAUAUUAUUUUUUUUGUUUGCAAAAGAACUAAUGUUAGUACAAUAAUACAUUACGAUCAUUCAAUUUUUGCACUCGCUUCUUAAUUUAUUAUAUAAAGUUGUCAUUAACAAUUAUCAUAUUUUUGAUUUUUUAAUAAGCGGGCAGUGCAUUAUUUAUUUGCGUUAAAAAGAAUAAGUCUGUUGCUUUUUUUUCUCAGAGCAACUAUUUUUUGGAAGCGUCCAUUAACUGUUUUAUAAAUUAAUUUCAAAUAUUUUUUUCUAAAGUGGUUGGUCUCUCAUUUAAAAUAAAAUUUGUUUUUUUGCAUUACUAAAAAAAAAAGAUUAAAUAGCAAUUAUUCCGCACAAUAAUAAUCAAUAAGUCUUAAAUCUAAACAACAGGAAAUUUCUUUUUUCUUAAACUUCCACCACGUAUUAAAUCAUUAGCAUGUCAAAAAAAAGUUAAAAGUACGUUUUCAUAACUGGCCUUAAAAUAUCCGAGACAAAUAUCUUCCGAAAAUUUUAUUUUUCCAAGACAAAAAUAGUAUUUUUGUGUUCCUUACAUUUUCGCAUUAUUGAAAACAGUUUUGUAAUGAUUAAUGUUUUUAAUUAAAAGUCUAAAUUUCAAUAGAAGCGCCCACUUUUCAGAAGAUUUGUAUAGUAUUAAUAUACUCUAUCGAUAUUUCAAAUCCAACCAUACAAAAUACACUUUUGUCUUUUUUAAAGCUCUCGAAUACAGAUAUAUAAGGAAGAAAAACACGGAAAGCUAAUUUAUUAUUUAAAUAGGGCGUGUUCAUAGUGAUUUUUAACUUACUGCAUACAUAUAUUUUACACAAAAAUGUAUUAUUUUUUAUUUUUGUAUGCCAAUAUUUUGAAGCACAAUAAA
Messenger RNA from Eupeodes corollae, 7055 nucleotides. RefSeq names its product helicase ARIP4. Bases 201 to 5456 code for a protein of 1751 amino acids. Gene Ontology annotation, molecular function: ATP-dependent chromatin remodeler activity; ATP binding; ATP hydrolysis activity. NCBI's taxonomy places the organism in Eukaryota, Metazoa, Arthropoda, Insecta, Diptera, Syrphidae. Gene Ontology annotation, cellular component: nucleus. The record is from RefSeq and is a predicted model, not a curated record. The transcript has 7 exons.